This is a messenger RNA of Colletotrichum godetiae, 513 nucleotides long. Its product is annotated as PLAC8 family-domain-containing protein. The record is from RefSeq and is a predicted model, not a curated record. Lineage: Eukaryota; Fungi; Ascomycota; Sordariomycetes; Glomerellales; Glomerellaceae. The transcript is spliced from 3 exons. The coding region runs from base 1 to 513 and encodes 170 amino acids.
AUGCCUCAUUCCCAGCCUCGAAGACACGACGGCGCCCAGCAGAUCAAAACCCAUGACAAUCUUAACAGGCAUGAAGAGGGCGAGCUUAUCCAAAAGGAUGGCUGGCAUCAUGGCUUGUGUGGAUGCUGUGCGUCCUGCGAGCUUUGCAUUCUGAGCACUUUCGCGCCAUGUCUUCUACUCGGCCAGACUUCCCAUCGUAUAAAAGAGCCUUCGAUGGAAAGCUACAGGCAUAUCAAUCGCGAUUGCAUAGUGAUGAUGGGAGUGACCUAUGGAACUGGGUUUGGUUGGAUGUAUGUCAUGAAGAAGCGAUUCGAGAUCCGAAAACGCUACGGUAUCAAAGGCACAGACGCGAGAGACUGCUGCGCAUCCUACUGGUGUCUUUCGUCUGCUUUGGUUCAGCAUGAGAGGGAAGUGCUUGCCCGGCAGGCUGCGGGGGCUGAUCCCGUCACUGAGGGUUAUCAAGCUCAACCUGCUAUGGAAUUGCCCUUCAGACAAAACCAGCCCACUACAUAG